AGCGCACCCAUUGGGCGCAAACCAGUCUAGUUUCGAUGAAAAUUGCCUCCAGGUGGCUCGAGUUUCCUUUUACAUUUUAGAGAUCAUUACUUACCACACUAAGAAGAACACGCGUGUCUGGUAGAGAAAAGAAAAGCGUUGGCGAUGGAGAGGAGAAUUUCUCCCUGGAUCCUGCUGUCUCUCGUGCUGUCAGGUGUUGAUGCCAUCAAUGUGAACAUCCCGCAAAAGUUAUACGAGUUUGCCAGAGGUGAUAACAUCACACUGCCGUGCAAAUUUGUACCCAAAGCUCCCUUGACAUCCCAGUUCGUCGUCAUCUCAUGGUAUGGUGAUGCUCCGGGCAUGGACCCUGAUGAGACCCUCAUCCUCACUUAUUAUUCUUCUGGUGAUCAAACCGACAUCAAACCGCUGUAUGAAGGCCGGGUGUCCGUGGAUGUCAAUAUUGCUACAGGAAAGGCCGACCUGAAACUUUCCUCCAUCCAGCUAGACGACAACAAAGAGUUUAGGUGUCAGGUCCAGAUUCCAAAGGAUGACGUUGGCAAGUUGGCCGCCACCACGACCCUGGUGGUGCUAGUGGCUCCAUCUACACCCAUGUGUGCGAUCAAGGGAAAUGCAGAAUAUGGAGAGAACAUCAACCUGACCUGUUUGUCUGCGGAAGGCUCCCCGCCACCCAUUUACACGUGGAAAAGUCUAGAUGUCCUGAACAAUCCUCGCCAACCCGACCCAAGAACCACCGAUAAGGGAGGCAUCCUGUCUCUAUACAACAUCUCCAAAGAGACAUCGGGAUACUACACGUGCACCUCAACAAACAAGAUCCGCUCCGCCAGCUGCAACAUCACCCUCUCAGUCCUGCCACCUUCCAUGAAAAUUGGCUCCACUGGAGCAAUCAUAGCUGGUGUCGCCGCCCUGUUGAUCGUAGUCAUCAUCGUCAUCUGUUGCUGCUACUGCCGCCGCCGCAAGAAGAAGUUUGAGGAGGAGGAACUUGCCAUGGGAGAUCGUAAGGAAGAGUACACCGAUAAAAAGCCGGAUAAAAAUGGUGUGACUCGGAUUGACGAUGGACAAGAGGACGACCGGGUUCAUGAUGACUCCAGUAUGAGGCGCCCUGUAAGCAGUGACCGCCGCGAGGAACGGAGUGAGCGCGACUACGACGACCGGCGCAGCGACUACGACGACCGGCGCAGCGACUACGACGACCGCCGCAGCGACUACGACGACCGCCGCAGCGACUACGACGACAGGCGCGAGAGGCCUGGUGACCGCAACGAGCGCUACGACGACCGCCGCUACGACGACCGCCGCUACGAUGACCGCAAGGACCGUCGCGUUGAUCAUGACGACGACCGCUAUGAUGAACCCUACGACAAACGUGAUUUCGACAGACCGGCCGUGCCAGCCAACAAGCCACCGAAGAAGGACUACCGCGACUAAGGACGCCUACUUGAGUCAACCAUCUCCUCUUAAGUCCAUUCACUCCAAUCACCGUUACCUCCCACUUGGGGUGUGUGAACUUUUAUUUUGCCUCUCGGAUUCUGUCGCGACGUGAUUGGCUAGAAAACUAACUGUACCAGAAUGAAGGAGCCUAAACUGUUGUUUUUCCUCUAACAAUUUGGUGAGUCAAACCGUUUGUGGGAGAAUUAGCGGAGGAAUGGUGACCACAAAGCCCAUCUGAUCCAUUUUGUUACAGGUACGGGUCACCAGUCACAUGCUCAGUUAAGCGCUCCGAUCUACACCGUGCCCAGGGAAAGAUAGGUAUCUUUUGUUGCGUACUCGCGUCAUACAAAUAACAGAAACUGGGCAAACAUUUCACACACCGCCAGAAUUAAAAACAAAACAAUUGUGAUUUCGAGAUUAGGUGGCGUUUUAUCUUUUGAACUUGAUUAGUUGUUUUGUUUGACUUGUUUUGCUGGUGGUGUUUUAAAAAAAUUGUAAUUCUUUUUUGGAAGAUACCUACACAAUAGAGAAAAGGUAUACCAUUUUACGUAAGGCUUUGUGGGAUUAUUUCAGUUUGACUUCUAUACUCACCUGUUUCUAUAAACAUUGACAGCUUUUAAUUUCAUUUUUUUUUUUAAAUUAGCUUCCACUUAUUGUGUGACUUGAUCGUCACAACGUCCCUCUUUUGUUCUUUAAAGUACAUAAAAAUUAUUCAAGACUUCUAACAUAUAUAACCACCUUUUGCCAUGUUACUGUCAAAUGUUCUUUUUUUAAAGUUUGAAUUAUUUUAUAGUUUUCUGUUGAAUUGGAAUUAAGAUGUACAAAUGCAAUUAUAUUAAUGUCAACAGUCACAUUCAUUGGCAUUUGUGUUUUUAUAAUCUGCUUUAAGAAUAAUGCAGAAAUAAAAUGAAUUAAAGCUGC
This is a messenger RNA of Pungitius pungitius (ninespine stickleback), 2349 nucleotides long. It is a transcript of the gene gpa33a, whose product is annotated as glycoprotein A33 (transmembrane), paralog a. Bases 145 to 1425 code for a protein of 426 amino acids. Gene Ontology annotation, cellular component: plasma membrane. The record is from RefSeq and is a predicted model, not a curated record. Lineage: Eukaryota; Metazoa; Chordata; Actinopteri; Perciformes; Gasterosteidae. The transcript has 7 exons.